Physeter macrocephalus (sperm whale) is the source of this 2291-nucleotide messenger RNA. It is a transcript of the gene KCTD13, whose product is annotated as potassium channel tetramerization domain containing 13. Gene Ontology annotation, molecular function: protein binding; ubiquitin-protein transferase activity. NCBI's taxonomy places the organism in Eukaryota, Metazoa, Chordata, Mammalia, Artiodactyla, Physeteridae. Gene Ontology annotation, biological process: protein homooligomerization; protein ubiquitination; proteasome-mediated ubiquitin-dependent protein catabolic process. The record is from RefSeq and is a predicted model, not a curated record. Gene Ontology annotation, cellular component: Cul3-RING ubiquitin ligase complex. The coding region runs from base 161 to 1003 and encodes 280 amino acids. The transcript has 6 exons.
GUGCAGGCGCGAUGGCUUUGAGGGCCAGUGUCUUUGAGUAGCGGGGGUGUAGAGGCGUGCGGGCUAGAGGUUCGGCCCGAGGGCUCAGGACCGGGGUCUUUGGGGAGCGGCCGGGGUCGCAGAGAGAACCUAGGAUCGUUGCCCGCCGCCACCACCAGGCAUGUCGGCCGAGGCCUCGGGCCCGGAGGCGGCCGAGGCCCCGUCCCUGGAAGUCCCUAAGCCCUCAGGUCUCGAGCCUGGCUCUGCCGCCUACGGUCUCAAGCCACUGACCACGAACAGCAAGUACGUGAAGCUGAACGUGGGCGGCUCGCUGCACUACACAACGCUGCGCACCCUCACGGGACAGGACACCAUGCUCAAGGCCAUGUUCAGCGGCCGCGCGGAGGUGCUCACUGACGCCGGAGGUUGGGUGCUGAUUGACCGGAGCGGCCGCCACUUUGGUACAAUCCUCAACUACCUGCGGGACGGGUCCGUGCCACUGCCUGAGAGUACCAGAGAACUGGGGGAGCUUCUGGGCGAAGCACGCUACUACCUGGUACAGGGACUGAUUGAGGACUGCCAGCUGGCACUGCAGCAAAAAAGGGAGAACCUGUCCCCGCUGUGCCUCAUCCCCACGGUGACAUCUCCCCGGGAGGAGCAGCAGCUCCUGGCCAGCACCUCCAAGCCCGUGGUGAAGCUCCUGCACAACCGCAGUAACAACAAGUACUCCUACACCAGCACUUCAGACGACAACCUACUUAAGAACAUCGAGCUGUUUGACAAACUGGCCCUGCGCUUCCAUGGGCGGCUGCUUUUCCUCAAGGAUGUUCUGGGGGAUGAGAUCUGCUGCUGGUCUUUCUACGGGCAGGGCCGCAAAAUCGCUGAGGUGUGCUGCACCUCCAUUGUCUAUGCCACGGAGAAGAAGCAGACCAAGAUACUUCCUGAGCACUGCAAGAGGCUUGAAAUCAAGGUGAAUAAGAUGCUGAGUAAAGUACAGCCCACUGUCAUGACGUCUGGCCCCUGAAGAUCUUAUCAGCCUGGUCCCUUCUGACCUUGACAUGAAGGAUGUGCCUCAGAUACACUGGAGAUCUUGAAAGUCUCUAAGCACCCAGUGCUAUUUCACACCCCCCUACCUUUGCACACACUAUUCCCUCUUCUUGGAAUUAUUUUUCCUCAUUCCUGUCUGCCUAAUGGACUUGUGCUUAAUCUUUAAGACAUAAGCCAAGCAUCACUUUCUUUGGGACACCACUCAUGAACUUUCAACCCAACAACCCCAGACAAAGUUGGUCAUACCCCCCUGUCAGCUAAACACAAUGUUGAUUGUAGUCUGCUGGGGAUGGGGGAGUAGGAGUGUUUACUUCAGCAGCAAGGAGUUAGCUUCUUGAGAGUAGAGCUGAAUUUCUUUUUUUUUCCCCUAUCUCUGUAGCACUAGCCAGGCCUUUAUCACGCCACGCCACAGAAGCUAGGAAACAUUUAUUGAAUGCAUGAAUGAAUGAAUAAUCCAGUUUCCAAGUAGCUUCCUCUGUAAUUGGGAAGACAGGAAGACAAACCAGUAAUGAGGAUGCAGCUUGUUAAAGUUUUGUUGUUUAUAUCCCUCCAAGCCACACAAGGGGAACCCAUAACCACCUCUUCAUCCCUUACUACUCUCCUUCACUCUGCCUUGUUGCUUCGGCCUUGCGCUGAUCUUCAAAUACACUAAGCGAAUUCCUGACCCCAGAGCUGUUCCAUUCCCAGACUGAUCUUUCUCUAGUUCUCCAUCUGGUUCCUUCCCUCCUUUCCUUUGGCUGUUGGUCGGAUGUCACCUCAGUGAGGCCUUCUCUGAACUCCCUCUUUAAAGUUGUAAUAUUCCUGGCGGUGGCCACCCCCACAUCCUUUUCCUGCUAUAAUUUUUCCGUAACAUUUAUAGUCAUCUGACACUUUAUAUCUUAUUAAAUGUAUGUCUGGGUCCUCACCCUAGAAUGUAAACUUCCUGCGGACAGGAACUUUGCCUGUUUUGUUCACUGCUAUAUUCCCAAUGCCCAGAACAACACCUGGUACAGUGCAGUCACUCAGGAAAUAUUUGUCAAAUGAAAAGAUAUACCAAGAGACAUGGCAACAAAGGACAGAAAACAAAUAACUCUAUGCCUGACUUCAGAGCUGGACCUUGAAGUAGAAGUGUGACUUAGCUGAGCAAAGAAGUUGCAAAGAGGACAGUCCCAGCUAAAGGAACCUGUGACUGCAGAGGCUAGGAGGCUGCAGAGGCUAUAGGAGUCGACAGACAGUGCAGGAGCAGCCUGGGGGAGGGGGUGGCUGCGUAGUAGUUGAGCCAGAGG